AUGUCAUUAGCUCGAGAAGUGGGUCGACAUACAAGUAAAAGCAAAAAAGACUUGCUCGAUUGGAUUGAAAAUGCGAUCGGGUCACUCGAAACAGGUGAAAAAUAUACAAAAGAUGAGAUUUUAGAGAUUGCCAUGGUCUCGGCAGCUCUAAGUGAAUACAGUGAAGCUUUGCUGGCUAAAAUGUAUGAUCGAGGUGAGUUCAAUGCACUACCAAAUGUGCCACUACAUACUCGUAAUUUACGAAUGCCUGGAAAACAACAGGCGUGUCGUGAUAGCUCGGAUGCUGCAAAUAAAGACAAACUUGAGGCAGCACAUUAUAUUGGACUAGAGGUCAUGCUUCGGCUUAAUGAACGGCUAUCGGUCGAGCACCGGAUGGGAGAAGAAUUGCGUGAAAUUCUCAACCACCCAAGCAAUCUCCGGCUUGUACUGGCAACAAGUAAUCAGAUUUUGCACAAAAAGGUGGAUGCAAUGCUGAUUAAUGCUAUUGAGAUACCUGCAUCGUUAAAAGGUACGGUUGUUGAUAGUAAAUGCCAGCGUAAAACAUCGGCAAUUGAAUACGACCGACUGGUUCAGAUUGCAAAGCAUGCCCAAGAAAAGAACUUUCAAGACGCCAUGAUUGCAGCCAAUGGUCACUAUUUGUAUGCGAGCUUACGCCAGCAAUUUCAUUUGGUGAAUGUUGGGGAUCGACCCAAGCUGUGGGACACUGAAAAGGACAAGCUCGAGCUUAAACAUCUUCCUCGCUCAAGAUUUCGCUCACCGUCACCAGCACCACGACAACCUAGAACCCCUCCGUCACCAGCAAAGAAACGAGAUCCAGAACCUAGAAUGGUGAAUCACUCAUCGGUAACUGCAUCCACGUUUUCUGAAAAGAAACAUCGAAACCCAUUUUCUCGCUUGGCAGCUAAAAUAUUCCAUUCGCGCAGCACGAAAACACUGGCGCAUGCCACUCGAUCCACUUUAACGUCAAGGCAAAUACCCCAGGAGCCUCCACGUUCCUUGGUACCGAAAGUCCAGGUAAAAGGGAAAAAGAAAAAAUCAGUGGCGAAGACGAAAACGUCACACCAGACUGGAAGUGCAAAGCCCAAGACCAAGCUGGAUCGGAAAAAGAAAAAUCAUCCUCGCACGGUAGCAACAAAGACUAUACGAAAAUCGGCCCCUCUUUCAAGCGAAGAGUCUGCUUCAUUCGUCAACUCAUCUUCGGAAGACAGCGAUUACGUUGACGAAGAUGAUGAAGAAGAUGUUGAAGAUGUUGACAGAGGUGUUGACGAGGUUGGAAAGGAUGCUGACCGUGUAUUUCACAUUGGCCCUCGCGGAGGCAAGUACUACAUCAAUGCAACCGGCAAGAAAGUGUACGCUAAAGCAGCUUAA
Molecule: messenger RNA, 1368 nt
Organism: Peronospora farinosa
Lineage: Eukaryota; Oomycota; Peronosporomycetes; Peronosporales; Peronosporaceae
Source: the annotation of a GenBank genome assembly